Sus scrofa (pig) is the source of this 3341-nucleotide messenger RNA. RefSeq names its product TATA-box binding protein associated factor 7 (gene TAF7). Lineage: Eukaryota; Metazoa; Chordata; Mammalia; Artiodactyla; Suidae. Gene Ontology annotation, cellular component: transcription factor TFIID complex. Gene Ontology annotation, molecular function: RNA polymerase II general transcription initiation factor activity. The record is from RefSeq and is a predicted model, not a curated record. Gene Ontology annotation, biological process: regulation of transcription by RNA polymerase II; transcription initiation at RNA polymerase II promoter; RNA polymerase II preinitiation complex assembly.
CGCCCCAACUUCCGCCAGAAGCCUGCCGUCACUCACAGCCGCCUCCCGCCCAAGCGGUGACGUAGCAUCCUUUUCCGCUAGAUCUGCGCUCCAGACGGAGUUCCACAGAGCUUGGGAGCUGCUGCGCUGCCGAGCUGCUUCUUUGCCGCGCUGCCGAACUGCUCCGCUGCCGAGCUGCUGAGCUGCAGAAUCUGGCGCUUGGAGCUGCGAAUCUCGGCGAGAUUUCGCGUUGCCCAUCCUGAUCCAUUUUACUGAUCUGAUAAUCAUUAGCGGAUCGCUUUGCCAAGAGCUGGGAAGAACAAAGGAAUCGGGAAGGAGACGCUGGGCCCCGGCCACUUUGCUGCGAGUGGCUUCCUUUUCCUUUCGCUUCGGUCCGGAGAGACUGGAUUUAUAAUCGUCACUGGAUUGUAAGUACCCGAGGCGAAGAGAGCUCACUACGCCCCGCUUCUUGAAUAUCUUUGUUCCGGGAGAGUUUGUGCAUUGAAAGUUUCUGCUGCGCCUUCCUUUCUGUGCCAAAAAUCCUUCCGUAGGAGCGGCCAUUUGCUUUCCUGCUAGCUAGCUCUCCCUGGUGGCUGCAGCGGCAUCUAGAGGUUGGAACUUGGCAUUGCAGCUAAUAGAUUUAAAAGGACUUAAUAAGUGUUUGUAACCACUGGUAUUCAGUCACAGCGUCUUUAGAAAGACUUGGGCCUUAAUUCACAAUAGACGCUUAGGUGCUUUUCUACUUAGAGCUUUUUGUACUUAAAGACUUCAAUUUAUGACGAACUAGUCUUUCUGUUGACAUAGCCGGAACUUUUUAGUCCAACAAGUGGUUGAUAGAGAAAAAGUGAGUCACAGAGAAAUAAAGAUGAGUAAGAGCAAAGACGAUGCUCCUCAUGAACUGGAGAGCCAGUUUAUCUUACGCCUACCUCCGGAAUAUGCCUCUACGGUGAGGCGGGCAGUACAGUCUGGCCAUGUCAACCUGAAGGACAGACUGACAAUUGAGUUACACCCCGAUGGGCGUCAUGGAAUCGUCAGAGUGGACCGGGUCCCACUGGCCUCAAAAUUGGUAGAUCUGCCCUGUGUUAUGGAGAGUUUGAAAACCAUUGAUAAAAAAACCUUUUACAAGACAGCUGAUAUCUGUCAGAUGCUCGUCUCUACAGUUGAUGGUGAUCUCUAUCCCCCUGUGGAGGAACCAGCUGCUACUGCUGAUCCCAAAGCAAGCAAGAAAAAGGAUAAGGACAAAGAGAAGAAGUUUAUAUGGAACCAUGGAAUUACUCUGCCUCUAAAAAAUGUCCGAAAGAGAAGGUUCCGAAAGACAGCAAAGAAGAAGUACAUUGAGUCUCCGGAUGUGGAAAAAGAAGUGAAGCGCUUGCUGAGCACAGAUGCCGAAGCUGUCAGUACCCGCUGGGAAAUAAUUGCUGAAGAUGAAACAAAAGAAACAGAAAAUCAAGGCCUUGAUAUCUCUUCCCCAGGAAUGUCUGGCCACAGGCAGGGCCAUGACUCACUGGAACACGAUGAGCUUCGGGAGAUAUUCAAUGACCUCAGCAGCAGCAGUGAGGAUGAAGAUGAGACACAGCAUCAAGAUGAAGAAGAUAUAAACAUCAUCGACACGGAGGAAGAUCUGGAAAGGCAGCUACAGGACAAGCUCAAUGAAUCAGAUGAACAGCACCAAGAAAAUGAGGGAACCAAUCAGCUGGUGAUGGGAAUUCAGAAACAGAUUGAUAACAUGAAAGGCAAGCUCCAAGAGACCCAGGACAGGGCAAAGCGACAGGAGGAUCUGAUCAUGAAGGUGGAAAAUCUGGCUCUCAAGAACAGAUUUCAGGCCGUGCUGGAUGAACUGAAACAAAAGGAAGACCGAGAAAAGGAGCAGCUCAGCUCUUUGCAGGAGGAGCUAGAAUCACUCCUGGAGAAGUGAGGAGAGCUUUGAUACUUAAUUUCAUUCCUCAGAGUAGUCGGCAUUGAAAGAAAAAUUUUGGUUUCAUCACCUGGACUAGGUACUAUAUAACUUUGCAGUAGUUGCCAUUUUCUUCACUGCCUUCUAUUGGGUUUGUCAUAUCGACAGAUAUAAAUGUGAAUUUCUUUCUCAUUUGUCUUUAAGAACCACUUUUUUAGGUGUUUGUCGUGUAGGAAGUAGGAUGUAUAGACAGAGAAAUGUAAGGAAGUUGUAGGAUUAGUGGAGGGAAGAGUUCAACUUACUGAUUAAUCACAGCUUCACUGCAGGACUUUGCUACUGUUUCUCAGUUUACCAGAAGUUGCCAUUGCUAUUCUGUGAUGCCAUCUGAGAUAAUUAGAGUCUAGUCUAAAGGCAGUGAAGCUUGUUUGCAUAUGUUUUCCCAUGCUGUAGCUAUCUUUCUGCUCUUCAAAGCAGUUAAUCAUAUGUAGCAUUGCAAAUCAUUUUCAUAGUUGUUUGACCACAAGAAAUAAAAACAAGUGAUUUUCACCUCAUAAUGUGUCUUUUUUAGGGGAAGGGGGUAUCAGGUCCUCUUCUGAGGUGGUAUUUUAGUGGGAUUUAAUGGACUGACCAAUCGGAUUCUUUUUUGUAGGAAAAGAAACAGUUAUAUUUUAAGAAAAAGAGGAACACAGCAGGGGAAAGAAAUUGGGAAAUUCAUAUGCAGUAUGUUUCCAACCCCCCUGCUCCAUUUUGAGGAAAUAGAGAAACUUCCUAAAUUUUUUUUCAGCCUGAUCUCAGUGUUUUCAAUCCAUACUGAGCUUGUUUACAUUUUUUCAAGGAGUUUAAUUACUCCUCUUCCUCUACAAUAGUCUACUGGGAUAAAUACUCUGUUACUCAUCUAUCGUAGGAGAGUGUAAGUUACUGUUGCUCUGUGUUCACCAGGCUGUAAAUUCCCUGAGAUUAGGCACUUGCCUUGUUAGUCACUGUAAACUUACUAAAGAAUAGUAAGUUCAAGGGAUACAGUGCCUGGAUUUGUAUCCUAGUUCAGUGACCUAGUUAGGUGAUCUUGGGCAAGUAAAUUAACCUGUUUGCCUCAAUUUCCUCAUCUCUAAAAUGGAGACGAUAAUCUCCCUCAGGACCCUUGAGUUGUGGCAAUUGAGUUGAUACUUAGAAAGGAUUUAGAACAGUUCCUGGAAAAAAAGCAAAUUAUUAUUGCCUAUUUACUGGGGUUGGAACAUAACAGAUCAGAGAAUGAUUUGAAUUAAAGAGUGACCAAAAUGGUAGAAAGUGUGGAAAGAAACAGCUCGUUUGGAGUUCCCGCUGUAGCCAAACGGGAUUGGCAGAGUCUUGGGAGCACUGGGAUGCAGGUUUGAUUCCUGGUGUGGCACAGAGGCUUAGAGGAUCUUCGGUGUUGAUCUGAUCCUUGCCUUGGCCUGGGAACUGCAUAUGCCAAAGGUCAGCCAAAAAAAAA